GCUGAGGAACACAUCGACCUGCCUGAAGUAAAGUCCUCUCCCGUUUUGCGUUGAACCGCUUCAAAACGGAUUUAUUCCAUAUAAAUUGGUGAUCCCGGAUUAUGUCGGCAAGCGACGACUCUGCAGAGUUGAACAGAUCGAGUUCUCCAGUUCAUCACAGAAGAAAGCACAGCAUGGAAUCUUCUAGGUCUCCCCGAUUCUCCAAACACCACCAUUCACGGUCAAGGUCGCGUUCCAGGGACCGAAAACGUGACAGAAAAUACAGACGAAGUCGGAGCAGGAGCAAAGAGGCACGAAAAAGGGAUUCAGAGAAGCCAUCAAAAUCUCACAGAAAAUCAGACGAUCAUCAAGAGCCUGAGAGACAUCCAGCAGAGAACGGAGAAGACCGGUCCAGGCGGAAGGAAAGGAAGUCUUCGAGGGGGCGGAGCUUGUCCAGGUCACACUCAAAAGAGAGACGGCAUCACAGCAGAAGCAGGGAUCAGCGGCGGUCAAGAUCACGCAGCCGGGACAGGAAGAAGAAAGCUCGGUCUCGUUCAGGUUCCAGAACCAAACAUCGUCACCACAGCAGAAGUCGUAGCAAAAGCAGGGAGCGAAAGAAGAGGGUCGAGAAAGUGCACAGAAAGAGUCUAAGCAGGUCUAUUAGUCCUCUGGUCUUCCGUGGGCGAAACACAGCGAUGGACGCACAAGAGGCUUUAGCCAGAAGACUAGAGAGAGCCAAGAAACUACAGGAGCAGAAAGAGAAAGAAAUGUUGGAGAAACAGCAGCAGCAACAGCAGGAAAUGGCUGCAGCUGUGGCCGCCCCAAUUGCAGCCGCUGCUGCGGCGGCCACCUCGAACCCUGCCCUGAACGUGGCCGCCCUUCUGGCCUCUGGGACGCAGGUCACCCCUCAGAUCGCCAUGGCUGCACAGAUGGCAGCGCUUCAAGCCAAAACCCUUGCAGAGACUGGCAUUGCUGUGCCCAGUUACUACAACCCGUCUGCUGUCAACCCCAUGAAGUUUGCAGAACAGGAGAAAAAGAGGAAAAUGCUAUGGCAGGGGAAGAAGGACGGGGAAAAGUCACAAACUGCUGAGUUGUGGGAGAAACUGAACUUUGGAAACAAGGACCAGAAUGUUAAAUUUCGUAAGCUAAUGGGCAUUAAGGGUGAGGAUGAUGCAGAAGCUACCAAACAACUCAACGAUGAAGGCUUAAAGACUCUUCAGAAACAAGAGGAGAUGUUCAAGAACCUCGACGUUCAGUACGAGAUGGCUCGAUCUCAGACUCACACCCAGAGAGGAAUGGGACUCGGCUUUUCCUCCUCUUUCUCUCGUGGGAUGGAUUCAAUCUAGUGCCAAACCUCGGCACUCGUCCUCAUCUCAUCACAUAAUUCAUUGCCAGCCCUCGAGCUUGCAUGGAUGUUGCUCUGAAUCUGUAUAUUAUUUAUAGACAAAAGCCUCGUAAAUUGUAACGUGUAUAUAGUGAGACGCUGAGUUUGUCUUGGCGUUUAUUAAUCUUUCCGUCUGCGGG
Messenger RNA from Poecilia latipinna (sailfin molly), 1503 nucleotides. It is a transcript of the gene rsrc2, whose product is annotated as arginine/serine-rich coiled-coil 2. Bases 102 to 1325 code for a protein of 407 amino acids. The transcript has 10 exons. NCBI's taxonomy places the organism in Eukaryota, Metazoa, Chordata, Actinopteri, Cyprinodontiformes, Poeciliidae. The record is from RefSeq and is a predicted model, not a curated record.